Messenger RNA from Salvia miltiorrhiza (redroot sage), 2613 nucleotides. RefSeq lists its product as uncharacterized. Gene Ontology annotation, molecular function: cysteine-type peptidase activity. The transcript has 5 exons. Lineage: Eukaryota; Viridiplantae; Streptophyta; Magnoliopsida; Lamiales; Lamiaceae. The record is from RefSeq and is a predicted model, not a curated record. Gene Ontology annotation, biological process: proteolysis. Bases 347 to 2548 code for a protein of 733 amino acids.
CCUCCGAGGCAUGUUUGGUUACGUCCGUGCAUGCAAGGUUAUGCCGGACGAAUCAAUCACUAUGUAAAGGACACAACACUGAAGGAAGUGGAGACCUGUCUGACGCACUACCAGCGAUUGGAACAAUUUAAUCAAGGUCCGUUUGGGCAUUUACUUCAGUUGAAGAGGCAGGAUAGUGCGAAUGCCGCACUGCACCAUCUUCUUGCACGGGAGUUGUAUGACGAAGCAUUCGGUCCGUGGGAGAAGUGGUUCCACGUUGGUGGACACGACAUUCGAUUCGGCGCAGUGGAGUAUUGUCUGGUGACGGGGUUGUGUUUCGGGCCAUCCCCGCAGCGUUUUGAUCCUGAUGUGGAUCACCGUGUUGGGAAGCAGAGUCUAUGGCACCGGUAAUAGGAAGACGUACCACUUCUAUGGGCCCAUAUGGGCAUUACAGAUUUGGUCGUACGAGGCCAUUCCGAGGUUGGGCCGCGCGUGUGGGAUGCGUGACACGAGGUUGCAGAUGCCACGAUUGGUGAACUGGACGACUUGGAAGUCGGCUUCUGACUUCACCCACUUUUUUGAUGCUCAUGAGGCUGAGUGUCACCGGACACUCGAACCGGUCGAGGAGGAGAAUGAUUCAUGGUAUUUGCAGACCCUGAGGCAUCCAGAGCCCUUUUCUGUACGAUACCAUCCCGGAGGGAAAUACGCUGGCUUGACAGAGCCAGUUGUACCGGAGCCGCCUCCUCCUGUUAGGCCUCCCCCUGUGCAGAGGAGUAUCUCACGAGCAGAGAGGACUCGUGAGAAGCAGCCUGUCCCUGUCCCGAGGAGUAGCUCACGGGCAGAGAGGGCUCGUGAGAAGCAGCCUGUCCCUGUCCAUGUCGAGCGACAUAGGCAGACGUAUGAGGAGCCAGGUGGCAGCCCGUCGAAGCGGCGCAGGUCAGAGGAGUUUGAUGAUCGCGAGCCUCAGGCAGACCGAGAUGAGGAUUAUUGGAGGCGACGCGAUGAGGACCUGAUUGCCCGUAUCACACAGGAGCAGAUCCGGACUGUGGUCCCAGAGAUGCGGCGCGAGAUACGUCGCGAGCUUGUAGACGACGACUCUGAGCAUGGACUGGUCGCCAAAAUUACGAAGAAGGUCAUAGCCGCUGUGAAGGACAUCUUUGGGAGACGUUCUUCUUCGAGGAGGCAUAGAUCAUCAUCCAGCCAUGCCAGUCGUCAUAGACAUGGGAGUGAGGAGUACGACCAGCCGAGCCCCAGUCGCAGACGGUCUACAUCUCACAUUCCUAGUCCUAGGCGAUCAGAGCGUGAGGAUCCACCUCAUGUUAGCCAUAGGCACUCAGUUGGAGACAUGGAUCCGCCUCGUGGCAGUCAGAGACGCUCAGAGCGUGGAGAGGAUCCACCCCGUGCGAGUCAGCGGCGAUCUGCCUCACGUCACAGUGAGAGGGAGGCAUCUAUGAGGCGAUCAGCCUCACAUCAUGGUGAGGGGCAGACAUCUUUGAGGCGAUCCGCCUCACGUCACAGUGAUCGCCCAGGGCCAUCGGCUGGGUACCAACGUCCAGAGACCCCUGCGCCUAAGGCGGGGGAUGUAAGUGAUGAUCUGAAUUUUUCCUGGACGUCGUCAGAGGAGGAGGCGGGUGCUAGAGAGAGGCCUCAAUUGGUUAUUGACCCGGACUUGCCGUAUGGUAAGGCCCUGCUGAAGGCGAAGAAGCGGGGCUUCAAGGCGUUUAUGAGAUCGCCGCCGGGUACUUAUGUGCAAGUGAUCGAGACGGGUUGGGUGAUGUCGCAGGAGCUAUUCCACAGGAUUCUGAAUCCUCGCGUGGAGUUCGACGGGGAGAUAUUAGACCUCUGGAAUCUGAAGGCUCUCCGACGGCUCCGUCAAAAUCAGCAGUGGAUAGCUCGGGGACAGACGAGGCUCGUUGCAGGCGUGACACGGGAGAGAACGCCGAUAGCUUUUCUGGAUUUUUAUGAGACCCUUUUCAGAGAGUUCAGGUCGUUGCAUCCGGAUGAGCAAGAUUGGGACAACAUUCGGGAUCGACACGGAUACGAGGAGUGGGUGGUGCCCGAAAAGCUGAUCGCCAUGUUUCAUGGAACUGAUUCAGGCCAUACAUGGCCUUGGUUGGAAGCGAAAGAGAUAAUAGCUAUGUGCAAUCUCGAUAAGAGUCAUUGGUGUACUGUGGUUAUAUCUAUCUCCGCAUGGGAGGUGAGAGUGUAUGACUCACUGAUACAUGUGGAAGGUGCACGAAAGCGUCGAGAAAAUGCAAUGAAGCCAAUCACUCGCCUGAUGCCUAAAUUGCUGCACACUGUGGGUUAUUAUGCACACAAUACCGUGAGGUAUGUUGCCGCUCCAGAUAGGCCUAUGAAAGUCGUCAUUAUGCCAAUCAGAGAGCAAUUCAUCCAAGAAGAUAGUGUAAGUUGUGGUGUGUUUGCAUGUGCCUAUCUGGAUCGUUUGAUUUGUGGCGCACCAACACGUGAGCAGCUGAGGACACCCGCACAGAUACAAAAGUUUCGACAAAUUAUAGCUAUUAGGAUAUGGGAGUUGUGUACGGAUCCUCCCCCUAUUCAUUUCAGUUGAUGAACAUUUUUUUUGUGUUAAAAUACACUUGAUUUGCUGUUGUUUUGUGGUUUGAUUUUAGCUUA